Molecule: messenger RNA, 1625 nt
Organism: Phoenix dactylifera (date palm)
Lineage: Eukaryota; Viridiplantae; Streptophyta; Magnoliopsida; Arecales; Arecaceae
Product: transcription factor MYB60-like
Biological process (GO): response to auxin
Source: RefSeq, a predicted model, not a curated record
UGGGGAGGUCUCUGCAACCAAAAUGUAUUGAUGGGAGAUCAACCAAACUGGUUGAAACAAGAUCAUUUAAGCACCAAACCAAAGGUAGAUAGCUGGUCAUAGACAGCGAUCCCCAUGAAUUUCUCACAUUAAGUGUGAGCUUAUAAAGCAGCACAGAGACUAUGAUUAAGUGGUCAUUGAUUGUAUCCACUUUACUGGAAAAGCUUAGUGAUUCAUGUGACCAAAGAAAGAGAAAGGAGGAGAAAACUUGGCUGACUUUGUAAAAGCUGAGGGAGCGAAAGAGGGAGGGGAUGAGUCAGCCAGGUAGAUGACAGGUGAAAAAGGCUCACUCCCUUGAUGUCUUCCUGUAUAUAAGCACUCACAUGUUCAUGAGACACCUGUAGGGGACAGAGGUAAAGGAAGCCAGGGAGAAGGAAGAGUUAAGAGGAAGGAAAAGGAGAGAAGGGGUGGUCUUUGAGGCGGUAGAGCCAAGCAAUUACCAUGGGAAGGUCCCCUUGCUGCGAUAAGAUUGGCAUCAAGAAAGGGCCUUGGACUCCUGAAGAAGACAUCAUCUUGGUCUCAUACAUCCAAGAGCAUGGGCCUGGAAACUGGAGAGCAGUCCCUGCAAACACAGGCUUGCUAAGAUGUAGCAAGAGUUGCAGACUAAGAUGGACUAAUUACCUCAGACCUGGAAUCAAGCGUGGCAACUUCACCCCACAUGAAGAAGGAAUGAUCAUCCAUCUUCAGGCCUUGCUUGGUAAUAGGUGGGCGGCAAUAGCUUCUUACCUUCCUCAAAGAACAGACAAUGAUAUAAAGAACUACUGGAACACCCACCUCAAGAAGAAGAUCAAGAAGUACCAGACAGCACUUGAUAAUUAUAUGAUCUCAACGGAUUCAGGCUCCAGCUGCCAUGACAUGAUGUCGAAAGGCUACGACAAGGAUGCAAUUCAGAAUCCAGAUUUCUCCGGCUCACACUUGCAGCCCUCCAGGUAUCAUCAGAGCCCCUCCACCUAUGCUUCCAGCACCGACAACAUCUCAAGGCUCCUCGAAGGAUGGAUGCGGCCAUCACCGAAGUCCACUCAAGGCAAGAACCAACGAAGCAACAACAGCGAAGACAGUGAAUCACUAGGAGAUCGAGGGUGCUGCGCUGCAGUAACUAAAGAAGACCUUGACUCGCUAAUCUCAUUCGAGAACCUUAGCAGCAUUUCUUGGGAGAAGUCAUCAUCAUUGGUUGACUCGGUUCUCCAAAGGCCGCAGCUGGAACCAGCCGGUAGUGAGGCCAAACAGGGGGUGGCGGAGGGCCAGCAGCAGCCACCCUUGUCCUUCCUGGAGAAGUGGCUCCUCGACGAGGCCUCGGGCCAGGUGGAUGGCUUCAUGGAACUCCCUGCUGACUGCUGCUCAAACCCAAUGCUGUAAUCCACAUAACAUGAACUCUGGAUUCCUCUGCAGAACUUUGCAUGAGUGGAAACAGAAACCAAGUGCAUGAGCUGCCUGAUGACCAAUUAGAAUUACUGCUUCCUAAGAAAAUUAUGGGGAAUAAGUACUAGAAGGCAAGUGAAAAUGGCUAUUGCCACCAAAUGUAAAAAUAAAGAGCGAUGUUUCUAUGGAAUUGUAUGAAAUAAAUCAGGCUUCAGCUUCAUCGGAUC